AUGAAAGGAAUAAUUUGCCAACAGCAAAAAAGACGAAGCUGCGUGAUGGAGUGCUGGGUUUUGAAUGAGAGUCUCUCUGUCAUAUUAGUCCUCUCUUGGUUGGGAGUUAACUUAUAUCUGUUUUUCGACACAUUCCAUUGGUAUGAAGAGGAAGAGUCUUUCUUUUACACACGAGUUAUUCUGGGGUCGACACUGGCGUGGGCAAGAGCAUCUGCAGUCUGCCUGAAUUUUAACUGCAUGCUAAUUCUAUUACCCGUCAGUCGGAACCUUAUUUCAUUCAUAAGAGGAGCAAGUACUUGCUGCCGAGGAACGUGGAGAAGGCAAUUAGACAAAAACCUCAAAUUCCACAAACUGGUGGCCUAUGGGAUAGCCGUUAAUGCAACCAUCCACAUCGUGGCACAUGCUUGCAACCUGGAGCGCUACCACCGGGGUCACUCAGCGGAGGCGGGGGGACUUCUGGCUGCACUUUCCAAACUGGGCGGCACUUGCAACGAGAGCUACCUGAACCCCAUCCGGACCUUCCGCACGAACACCACCUCCGAGUUGCUAAUGACGAUCACAGGCAUUUCUGGCCUGAUGAUCUCCCUGGCUUUCAUCUUGAUCAUGACCUCUUCCACCGAGUUCAUCAGACAGACCUCCUACGAGUUGUUCUGGUGCACACACCACCUCUUCAUCAUCUUCUUCAUCAGCCUGGCUAUCCACGGGGCAGGUCGGAUUGUUCGAGGCCAAACUCCUGAGAGCCUCUUGCGACACAACGUCACCUUCUGUAGAGACCACUACGCUGAAUGGCAGGCGGCUGCCCCGUGCCCCGUGCCUCAAUUUUCUGGCAAGGAGCCUUCGGCUUGGAAAUGGGUUUUAGGCCCUGUGGUCCUGUAUGCAUGUGAAAGACUAAUUAGGUUCUGGCGAUUUCACCAAGAAGUUGUCAUUACAAAGGUGGUAAGCCAUCCGUCUGGGGUUCUGGAACUUCACAUGAAAAAGCGUCACUUCCACAUGGCACCCGGGCAGUACGUCUUGAUACAGUGCCCGUCCAUAUCCUGGCUGGAGUGGCACCCCUUCACCCUCACCUCCGCGCCCCAGGAGGACUUCUUCAGUGUGCACAUCCGGGCAGCGGGAGACUGGACCGCAGCUCUGUGUCGGGCCUUUGGAGCUGAGGGCCAGGCCCCGAAGGAGCCCUGGAACCUGCCAAGGCUGGCCGUGGACGGGCCCUUCGGGGCCGCGCUGACCGACGUGUUCCGCUACCCGGUGAGCGUGUGCGUGGCGGCGGGGAUCGGGGUCACCCCCUUCGCCGCUGUCCUGAAGUCUCUGUGGUACAGAUGCUGUGAGCCGCAACCGCCGCUGCCGCUGAGCAAGGUGUAUUUCUAUUGGAUUUGCCGGGAUUCCAGAGCUUUUGAGUGGUUUGCUGAUCUCUUACUCUCGCUGGAAACACGCAUGAGCGAGCAAGGGAAAACUCACCUUCUGAGUUAUCACAUAUUUCUUACAGGCUGGGAUGAAAACCAGGUUAUUCACAUUGCUUUACACUGGGAUGAAAAUACUGACGUGAUUACAGGACUAAAGCAGAAAACCUUCUAUGGAAGACCUAACUGGAAUAACGAAUUCAGGCAGAUAGCCUACAAUCACCCCAGCAGCAGCAUUGGCGUGUUCUUGUGUGGGCCCAAAGCUCUCUCACAGACCCUUCAGAGGAUGUGCCGCCUAUAUUCGUCAGCAGACCCCAGAGGGGUCCAUUUUUAUUACAACAAAGAAAGCUUCUAG
Messenger RNA from Myotis daubentonii (Daubenton's bat), 1749 nucleotides. It is a transcript of the gene NOX3, whose product is annotated as NADPH oxidase 3. Gene Ontology annotation, cellular component: plasma membrane; NADPH oxidase complex. Gene Ontology annotation, molecular function: superoxide-generating NAD(P)H oxidase activity. NCBI's taxonomy places the organism in Eukaryota, Metazoa, Chordata, Mammalia, Chiroptera, Vespertilionidae. Gene Ontology annotation, biological process: defense response; superoxide anion generation. The record is from RefSeq and is a predicted model, not a curated record.